UUUACAGCCAAUGGGCGACAACAACAGCUGAGAAUGGCUUAGUCUGUGGGGGCAUCGUCCCGUGUUCCUGCGGAGGUUAUCUGCAGGAGUCGCUCGGACGGAAAGGUGACGGCUCACUGGUGCAAAAAUGCUGGAAAACGAGGGAGAGCGGGAAAAACUGUCCCACGUCAUCAGACGGUGGAACAACAGCAGACUGGACUUGUUUGAGAUCAGCCAACCGGACAAGGACCUGGCGUUUCAGGGAGUGAUGCGCUUCUACUUGGAAGAUCCCGCCGGGGGAAACGUGGCCACCAAGUGCCUCCGUUUUUGCAGCAACACCUCCACACGCGAGGUUGUCCAAGCUCUUUGGGAGAAGUUCCGGCCUGAUCUGAAAAUGCUGAGCGACUGCUACCGUCUCUACGAGAUGCACGGCGAUACAGAACGUGAAUUGGGCCCGGAUGAAAGACCUUUGGUGGUUCAGCUGAACUGGAACUCAGACCACAGAGAGGGACGGUUUGUGCUCAAGCAAAGCAAGGAGAGAACAGAGGAGAGCAGCCAUCAUAAAGGGAAGGGGGGCAUGAUCCAGACCUUUAAGAGGUCAAGAAAAGAAAAGAAGAAAAAGAAAGUGCCUGACGGCUCACGUGGAAAUGCAGCAAACCAGACUCCUCAAGCACCCCAAGAGCCCCCAGCAAACCAAAGGCAGGGAGACGCUCCGGCAAGAAGGCACACAGGAAGUGGUCACUGGGGUGUCUUGAAGCAGCUCGGAUUACCGCUUGGAAUUUGGCUCAGUGACGACGGUGGGGAAGCCUUCGUGUCUGCGGUCAUCAACUGCUCCAGCAGCUCAACUGCUCACUUCAAGCUCUCACCAGCGUACGCCCUCUACGCCGCGGGCUGCUCGGCGCUGCGAGGUCCCGCUUCCUCAUCGCCAGGAAGGACGUGCAAUGUGACCUCCAUGGCCAACAAAAUGGCGGCCAUGACCGGCGAAGUCAUCCAGAGGCAGCAGGGCAUCGCCGGCGCUCUGGCCUUCUGGAUGGCCAACACCUCCGAGCUGCUGAACUUCUUCCAAAACGACAAGGACCUCAGCGGGCUCACGCGGCAAAGUCAGCUGGACCUGUCCCUCCUGGUGCACGAAGCUUACAGGUGGGGACGCCCAUUCCGCAGAUUUCUAUCUGGAUUUGCUAUUGUGUGCUUUAUUCCCCCCAGCCACCUGAUCGGCGGUCUCCAGAGUGAGCUACAAAAGCACCUGCCAACCUUCUUCAUGGAUCCUGAGCAACACGGUCUGCUGCCCCCUGGGACAGGUGACACCCCCUUGAAACCAUGCGUACCUCACGCUGAGAAGAGCUGCCUGUCGCAUAGACGUUUGCUCUCCGUGACAGAGAUGGUUCUCAACACCUUGCUGGACACCAUGUCGCUGCUACGACGCUGCCGGGUCAACCCCACCCUCGCCAUUCAGCUCUUCUCCCAGCUCUUCCACUUCAUCAGCUCCUGGCUCUUCAACUGCCUCAUGAGCCCCGAUGCCGCCACCUCGGGCUUGCGCUCCCACUACUGGGGGGCGGUUCUCCGCCAGAGGCUGACGGGCAUCCGAGCCUGGGCGGAGAGGCAGGGCCUGGAGCUGGCUGCCGACUGCCACCUGGGGCGGAUCAUCCAGGCAACCAUGCUUCUGACCAUGGCCAAGUACACCACGCAAGACGCCAAGCACAUCCAGCACACCUGCUUCAAGCUGAACUCACUGCAGAUGCAAGCUUUGCUAGCAGGAUACUUUUACGCCAGCGACGAGCCCGACAUCCCCGCUGAUUUGAUCGAUGCCGUGGUGACGGCCGCAAAGGCGUCUGCGGAUGCAGAGAUCGAGCGGGAAGGACGAGACGUCGAGCUGGAGGAGAGCCUUCACCUCCGCCUGCCCUUCCUGCUGCCGGAGGGGGGGUACUCCUGCUGCAGUGUGAGAGGAAUCCCUCCCGGCUUCAGGGAGUUCCUGGAGCCCAUUUGCCACAGAGGCCUCUGCUGGUUCACCUCCCAGCACAACCCUGACGCUGACUGGACCGUCUUCUUUACUCAAACACCUGCACCUGCUGGAAGUCCAUCUAUGGAAAGCCAGCGAGAGCCAGAGGGCGUGACCUUCACCCUGAGGAAGCCUCCACACAGCAGCUUGGGCGUCAGCAUUGUGGCUGCCAAGGGGGCGGGACAGGACCACCUUGGGAUUUACAUCAAGUCCAUCGUCAAGGGAGGACCGGCCGCCAUGAGCGGUCGGUUAGCGGCGGGGGAUCAGCUGCUCAGCGUGGACAGCCACAGCCUGCUGGGCCUCAGCCAAGAAAGGGCAGCAGCCAUCAUGACGCAAACGGGCCCCGCUGUCUCCUUAAAAGUUGCAAAGUUUGCCGCCGACCGCCACGGUCUGCGGGCUCUGCUCUGUGGUCCGACCGCUGCCAUCGCCGCAGGGGAGGAUAGCAGCCACUGCAGGGCCAACUGGAAGGAGCUCCUCCAGUGCAAUGCUGAGGGUCCACCGCAGCAUCCGGGGGGUCGGUGCGGGCGAGGAAGGAUCAUGCACAACGACCAACAGUUGUAUCGCUCCUACCCCAGCGUGGCCAGUUACGCCUCGGAGGAUGAAGAUGAUGAUGGUGAUGAAGAUGUGCAAGGGAAUAAAUCUGCUUCCGACCUUUCCACUGAUAUGCUUCACAGAGACUCUUUCACGCUCCCGGCCCUCACAUCGCAGGACAAGCGCACAUCUGCACGCAGUCAACCACAGCAGAUGUUCCAAGUGUGUUUGAGGCCUUUAGGAGGACACAAAAGGUCCUUCAUGCGUCCAGCUCUCUCGCAGGAGAACUUGUGUGUGGACACAGGAGGCCCCCUGCUGGACAAACGUCAGAAGCCACGGCAGAGCCAGGGUGCCCAGCAAAGCACAACAUACUCACAGCUGCCAAUUCGGCCCAGCUUCUCCUCCCAAGACAUCUCCUCUGACAAAUCCAAGGUACAGCAGGGCACUUGCACCCGAGUCUGGAGAACUCCGUUCUCACAACAAGCCACACCAACGCCUUCCAUCCAGCCCGUACGCGUAGACAUCCCUGUCACCAGGGCACUCGCCAUCCAGGCCAAUCCUCCGCUCACCACCUUCCAGCAGAGUUCCUCUGUGGUGGCACCGAGGCUGAGUGAAAUCCUCCGACACAACUACGGAUGCCCCAUCCCUGCUGCCAAGAAGCUACCUCUGCCAGCAAAACACCAAGUGAGCAUCACUCCCACCAAGCAGGUUUCCUUCCAAGAACCUCCGACCCAACACAAGCAGGGCACCGGUCCGACCAGGCCAAAAGACCUGCAGGAGCAUACGGAGGCCCAGGAGAAGCUGGAGGAAAAACCAAGGCCACAAGAUUUGGAGCUCCUGGAGCAGGAGGCGAGGAAGCUGGAGGAUAAAGCCGAGCGCAGCGCCGAGGAGGCCCAACGACUGCACAAACUCAGCCUGGAAUGGCGGUUUCAGAUGAGGCGGCAACAAGGAGAUGACGAUGAGGACGCGGACGUGAUGGUGAUGAAACAGCAGCUGGGCACCAGAGCUCAGAAUGAGAGAACCGCUCCAGGAAACCCAGACAGCAAUUUCAAAGAGAAGACUAAAAGCCUUCCCGUCCCAAAGGAUGAGACAAAAGAUCCCAGACCAGGCGAAUGCCUUCACGGCACCCCGCUGUUUCAAAACCACCUGCACGACAACACGGCUCCAGAGAAGCUCACAUUCAAGGAGUGCCAGCGUCUCUUUUCUCCGCCAUCAAGCACAUAAACCGUGCUGGAAGCUUUGGGUGUCCCAAUGACGUGUACAGUUUGGCAAUACGCAGUAAAACUACGCAUGCCAUUAUGCUGAUGCCACAGACUCAAGUAGCGAGCGAUUGACUUUAGCAUCGCUCACUACUGGGGUGUCCAAAGUGUGGCCUGGCCUGUUCUUUUUAGUGGCCCGCCACAGUCGAAGUAGCGUUUAACACGAAAACUAAUAUUAAAGAAAAAACAUGACAUAGUAAAAAACAUGUUUGGGUUUUUUAAGUCGUAAUAUUAUGAGAAACAAAACAACAAAUAGUUCUCAUUUUUGGAACACUAGGUUGCGGAAAAAUAAAAUGUUAUGAGGAUAAAGGCCAAAUAAUAUAGAAAUGUAUGGAAAUCUAACAAUGUAUUUCUUCUGAACUUAAGCAGCCCAAAACGUACCACUUCCACACGGAGUGGGAGGAGGACCUUUUUUCCACUCUUAUGUGGGACAUGCCAUGCCAUGACUUCAUGCAAUGUUAAGCUAAUGUCUUGUAAGCUAAUGGCUCAUCAAUGUUUUGUGACAUUGCUGCCCCGUGGUGAUCACUUGUGUUUCCAUGUUUGGACAAAUGAUAGACCGUAAUGUACCACCAAGCAGCCUUCAUUCAUUCAUUCAUUUCUAGCGAGGGAGUGAGCAUUGAUCAAACUGUAUUACGAAAAGAACUGUCAGAAAAUAUUUGGAAAAAUGCAAAGCAAACAUUGAAAAAAACAGCUGUCAUUUUAGGAGAAUAAAGUCUAAUAAUAGGAGUAGGAAAAGUCAUUCUAAUGACUUUAGGAGAAUAAAGGCAGCCCCGGCCAUCACCAGAACAGCAGGAACCACGCCACCACGGCCGCCCACACGCCACACCACAGCGGCCACAAGAGAACCAACCAGGCCCCGCACGCAGCAAAGCACAGCCACGCCCACGAGGCACGCAAGCAUGGAAUUAUGUUCUACAUUGUGGGUUUUUUGAAAGCCAACGUAAAUUGGUAAAAAUGACAUGUAUAGAAAAAGGGCGUUUCCGGCAGCUGUCAUCACAUGACCGGUGAUGAAACGAGCGUGUCUGACGAGGACGAGACAUGGAGAUGAAGGGAAUGGUAAGUGUAAAAGAGCUUAUCCUUCAAUGACACUUUGGAAUGAGCGUAAAGGGCCUGUUUUAGUGUCUAUUUGCCGCUGCCGCCACCGUCAACAUCCAUCCAUUUUCUAUGCUGCUUAUCCUCACUAUGGCGGCGUUUACAAUCCAAUGUGGAAAUAUGACCUCCUCUCGUGUGCAACUUUAAUGUGCUUGGUUUUGUCCCUUCCUGUGUAGCAUAGCGUCAGGAAUAGCAUCCUAGCAUCCAAAGGCCUUCCUUUACAGCAGUCAUCAGUGAAAUGAUCACUGCAAAUUUUCUUUAAAGAAAAAUGUUAUUUUUUUUAAAGCUGUGAUAUUAUGAAAAACAACACAAAAAAAGUGAUAAUAUUAGGACAAGAAAAUGGCA
Molecule: messenger RNA, 5202 nt
Organism: Dunckerocampus dactyliophorus (ringed pipefish)
Lineage: Eukaryota; Metazoa; Chordata; Actinopteri; Syngnathiformes; Syngnathidae
Product: afadin
Exons: 22
Coding region: 128-3730 (1200 amino acids)
Biological process (GO): signal transduction; regulation of protein localization
Cellular component (GO): adherens junction
Molecular function (GO): cell adhesion molecule binding
Source: RefSeq, a predicted model, not a curated record